CCUAGCGUUCAGCGGUACUGUCGUCUAUUCUGCAAUCGUAAACGAAAUGCCUGAACCUGCCAAGUCUGCGCCCAAGAAGGGCUCCAAGAAAGCGGUGACCAAAACCGCUGGCAAGGGGGGAAAGAAGAGGAAGAGGACCAGGAAGGAGAGCUAUGCCAUCUACGUGUACAAGGUGCUGAAGCAGGUCCACCCCGACACUGGCAUCUCGUCCAAGGCCAUGAGCAUCAUGAACUCGUUCGUUAACGACAUCUUUGAACGCAUCGCUUCUGAGGCUUCUCGUCUGGCGCACUACAACAAGCGCUCCACCAUCACCUCCAGGGAGAUUCAGACCGCUGUCCGCCUCCUGCUGCCCGGUGAGUUGGCUAAGCACGCCGUUUCUGAGGGCACCAAGGCUGUUACCAAGUAUACCAGCUCCAAGUAAAUUCCUGGUUAACGUCACAAACUCAAAGGCUCUUUUAAGAGCCACCCACAUUUUCUAAAGAGAAAUAAUCCUGGUAUCGCAUUCAAACGCCAACCCUAACCCUGUAAAUUCAAGUUUGACGUGGAAUUAAAGUAGUGUCCUUUCA
Nothobranchius furzeri (turquoise killifish) is the source of this 566-nucleotide messenger RNA. Its product is annotated as histone H2B 1/2. The record is from RefSeq and is a predicted model, not a curated record. Gene Ontology annotation, molecular function: protein heterodimerization activity; DNA binding; structural constituent of chromatin. Gene Ontology annotation, cellular component: nucleosome. Lineage: Eukaryota; Metazoa; Chordata; Actinopteri; Cyprinodontiformes; Nothobranchiidae.